Messenger RNA from Cooperia oncophora, 762 nucleotides. The record is from the annotation of a GenBank genome assembly. Lineage: Eukaryota; Metazoa; Nematoda; Chromadorea; Rhabditida; Trichostrongylidae.
AUGGCCAAGUUUUCUAUUAUUGACCUGUGUCCGGAUCUCAUAGAUGAGCCUACGUCAACUGCAUAUGGGAAGGAGCAAGAUGUAAGUACAAUCAUCUCCGAAACAGCUUCAAACAGCGUCAACGAUGAAUAUGCUCACCAAGGUUUUGAGGAAGGUUCUUCAGAAAGUGGUGAUAGUAACAAGAACCCACUGAAAUCGUGUGAGAUAACAUUCCAAGACGCUGGGAAGAACUCUAAUCUAAAUGACAAGCCUCCAUUUUCGUACAAUGCUCUUAUUAUGAUGGCAAUCAAGAGCAGCAGCGAAAAGCGAUUGACGCUGUCAGGCAUAUACGACUACAUUAUGACUAAUUACCCCUUUUAUCGUGAAAACAAACAAGGCUGGCAAAACUCUAUUCGUCACAACUUGUCGCUCAACAAGUGCUUUGUAAAAGUACCUCGGAGUUAUGAUGAUCCGGGAAAAGGGAACUACUGGACGCUAGACGCAAAGUGCGAAGAUGAGGUCUUCAUAGGUGGCGCCACGGGUAAGCUUCGACGUCGUCCUUCUACGAUGAACCGAGCUAGAAUGGAUGUGCUCAAGCAGUACGGCCCUGGAACGGCAGCGAUAUUCCCUCCUCACAGUUUUACAUUUUCCUGUUCUCCACCUCAUCAACAUCCGUUUUCAUCACGUCCUCUCCUGUCAUUGCCGACAUUUUACGCGCAUGCCGAUUUCAUGCAUCUUUUUCUAGCCCAACAACAACCACAGCACUUCUUGAAAAAGGUUUAG